AUGAAUUUCUAUCGAUCUGUGCACCAUCCUUUACGUAUGUUCCGUCGACGGCUCGCUCGAGAGUCGUUUGUGUUCCGUCACGUACCAAAUAAUAGCGUAGCAGGUGGCCGAGGCCGGCGGCUCUCUGCUCUCUGUCGCUGGCGGGCCUACACAUCUCCAUAUUUACAUCUAGCUAAGCAAACAGCCGCGCACAUUACUCGUGUGGUCGGCGCGACAGAGCGCGGCGCGCCGCUGCCCGGCAGCCUCGGCAGCGGUUCCAUGUUCUUUAUAUCUGUAUACCUCAUUCAAUAA
Messenger RNA from Arctia plantaginis, 291 nucleotides. The record is from the annotation of a GenBank genome assembly. Lineage: Eukaryota; Metazoa; Arthropoda; Insecta; Lepidoptera; Erebidae.